Oncorhynchus kisutch (coho salmon) is the source of this 4032-nucleotide messenger RNA. RefSeq names its product RAD21 cohesin complex component b (gene rad21b). Gene Ontology annotation, molecular function: protein binding; chromatin binding. The record is from RefSeq and is a predicted model, not a curated record. Gene Ontology annotation, biological process: replication-born double-strand break repair via sister chromatid exchange; sister chromatid cohesion. The transcript has 14 exons. NCBI's taxonomy places the organism in Eukaryota, Metazoa, Chordata, Actinopteri, Salmoniformes, Salmonidae. Bases 215 to 2119 code for a protein of 634 amino acids. Gene Ontology annotation, cellular component: cohesin complex.
ACUGCAGUCAGGGGCUUCUCAGUGCAAGAGACCAAAAAUGGUUGCUGCCAUCUUGUUUGUUUUCAGUGGGAGGAGGAAGAGGAGGGGUGGAAAAAGUAAACUACAGUACAGCCGCCCCGAAAAAUUGGAGCGUAAUUGAAGUCUCUAACCUUUGUCCCUGCAAGUCGGCGGUCCCCGUCCCCUCCUCCCCCUUGGGCGAGAAGGUGCUGGGUCAAUGUUUUACGCCCACUUUGUACUCAGCAAGCGUGGGCCGCUGGCCAAGAUCUGGCUAGCGGCCCACUGGGAUAAGAAGCUCACCAAGGCUCAUGUGUUUGAAUGCAACCUGGAGAGCAGUGUGGAGAGCAUCAUCUGCCCCAAGGUGAAAAUGGCCCUGCGUACAUCAGGUCAUCUGCUCCUGGGGGUGGUGAGGAUCUACAACAGGAAAGCCAAGUACUUGUUGGCUGACUGUAACGAGGCUUUCAUCAAGAUCAAGAUGGCCUUCAGACCAGGUGUGGUGGAUCUGCCAGAGGAGAACAGAGAAGCUGCCUACAACGCCAUCACCAUGCCAGAAGAGUUCCACGACUUCGACCAGCCACUACCAGACCUAGAUGACAUCGACGUAACCAAGCAGUUCACAUUGAACCAGAGUCGAGUGGAAGAGAUCACCAUGAGGGAGGAGGUGGGCAACCUGAACCUGCUGCAGGAGAUUGACUUCGCUGACUUUGGGAUGGAUGACCGGGAGAUGAUGCGGGAAGAGAGUGCCUUCGAGGUGGACAUCAUCCACGGUGCAUCAGCCUCCAACCUGCUCCUAGACCCAGAGACCUCUGAGGCCCAGAUCACAGACACGUCCAACCACCUGGAGUAUGACGACCAGUACAAAGAUGACUUCGGAGAGAUCCCCAUGGCUGACAGCGAAGGAGGCAUGCUGGUUGACAAGCUCCUAAGUAACAAGGAUGGGGGUGGCAUUUUCGAUGACCCUCCCGCCAUCACAGAGAGUGUGCUGAGGCUGCAGGAACACGAUGUCGAAGAUGACUUUGAUGCCCUCUCACCGGGAGGUCCAGACAGCCCAGACUCAGGCCCAGCAGAGCCCCUGCCCGCCAUGCAGGACCAGACAGAGCAGACCACGCUGGUACACAACGAGGAGGAGGCUUUCGCCCUGGAGCCCAUCGACAUCACAGUGAAGGAAACCAAAGCCAAGAGGAAGAGGAAGCUGAUUGUGGACAACCUGAAGGAGCUGGAUAGCAAGACCAUCCGUGCCCAGCUCAGCGACUACUCUGACAUCGUCACCACGCUGGACCUUGCGCCACCCACCAAGAAGCUGAUGAUGUGGAAAGAGACGGGAGGCGUGGAGAAGCUCUUCUCUCUGCCAGCACAGCCCCUCUGGAACAGCAGGCUUCUCAAGAUGUUCACCCGCACCCUGACCCCCCUGGUUCCAGAUGAGAUGAGGAAGAGGCGGAAGGGAGGUGAGGCAGACAGCCUGGAUGAGUUCUUGAAGGACCUGGAGAACCCUGAGGUGCCCAGAGAGGAGGUCAUGCAGAGGGACAUCAUCGACCAGACCAUCCUGGAGGAGCCCAGUGUACUGCAGGCAUCGGCCAUGGAGGGCAGCAGGACCACCCUGGACGAGUCAGUCAUGCCCCCACCCUCCUCCAUGCACGGCCAGAAACGCAAGGCCCAGGACACAGAGCCAGCCUUGCCCAUGGGUACUCUGGAACAGGCUGCCAACCAUUCAGGUGUGUCCCAGCAAUUGGACAUAACGGUGGAGCUGCCCCCUGAGGACAGCACCAACUUCAGCCAGUUCCCCGAGCUGGACCUGAUAGGGGAGAAAAAGGACAAGAAGGAAGGAGAGGACGACUCAGACGAGGAGGAUGAGGAAGGUCAGGCCGGAGAACAGGCCCGAGAGGAGAGGAGGUGGAACAAGAGAACCCAGCAGAUGCUCCACGGCCUACAGAGGGUGAUGGCCAAGACGGGGGCCCAGCAAAUUAGCCUGCUGGAUCUGUGCAGGAACAACAACAAGAAGCAGGCUGCCGCCAAGUUCUACAGCUUCCUGGUUCUAAAGAAGCAGCAGGCGGUGGAGCUCAACCAGACAGAGCACUACAGCGACAUCAUCGCCACCCCUGGAGCCCGCUUCCACCUAAUCUAGACUUGACACUGGCUGCUUUUACUCUAAAACUGUUGUUUUGUAUAGAAUGUUAUUUAGUUCUCUAACACUGUGCAUAUACAUUUGUUUUAUUUUUUUACCUACGCUGAACAAAAAUAUAAAUACAACCGGCAACAUUUUCAAAUCUAUGGAUUUCACACGACUGGGCAGGGGCGCAGCCACGGGUGGGCCUGAGAGGGCAUAGGCCUACCCACUGGGGAGCCACGUCCAGCCAAUUAGUUUUUCCCCACAAAAGGGCUUUAUUAUAGACAGAAAUACUUCUCAGCACCCCCCCCCCCCCCCGCAGGUGAAGAAGCCUGGGCCUGUGUGGCUCCACCUGGUCUGUGGUUGUGAGGCCGGUUGGAAGUACUGCCAAAUUCUCUAAAAUUACGAUGUGCAUAAAAUGACUUAUGGUAGAAAAAUGUGUAUUGAAUUCUCUGGCAACAGCUUUGGUGGAGAUUCCUGCAGUCAACAUGCCAAUUGCACGCUCCCUCAAAACUUGAGACAUUGUGUUAUGUGACAAAACUGCACAUUUUAGUGGGCUUUUAUUGUCCCCAGCACAGUGGACAUGUGUAAUGAUCAUGCUGUUUAAUCAGUUUCUUGAUAUGCCAUGCCUGCCAGGUAGAAAUGCUCACCAACAGCGAUGUAAACAAAUUUGUGCCCAAAAUUGGAGAAAUUGUUUUUUUGAGCGUAUGGAAAAUGUAUGGGAACUCUUUCAGAUCGUGAAACAUGGGACCAACAUUUUUGUUCAGUAUGUGCUUUUUUUGUCUAGAGGUUUUUUUUUUUUUUUAAAUUGAAAGGUCAAGUGGCGGUUGGCGGGGGGGAUGAAGUCACUGAAUGUCAUGAUUGGUGGGAUUAUUGUAUGCCUCCUGUCUUUGGCUUUUGUUAUCCAAUGAAAGCUCUUUAUGUUUUGAUAGAAUGUGAGCGAUAAUCCAAUCAUGUGUUGCAUUCAGAGGUUCCAUUUCCCUCCCAUAAAAAAAACAAGUUCUCAUGUUUUAUACCCUUUAGCUAAAAGAAGCGUGUAGUACUGGGCAAGUUUCUGAAACAAACCAGCAAUCUUAUCUUGAAGACCAACGGUAGCUUAGUAGUUUCAAGCAUUCCAAUGGGUUCGUUUUUAAAUUCUGUUUACUAGUGCUUGUGUCUCUUGACUGUACUUUAUAUUUGACAUUUAAAAUGUCUCCGUUGUUGUGAUUUGAGGAUCAUGUAGAUUUUAAAAAUAACUACUCUUUAUUGCAUGCUCCAUUUUGAAAUAUACUUUAUUCCAAUUAAUUGCUCCUGAAAUUGUAUUUCUUGAAUAAUUACCUUUGUUUCAAGUCACAUACUGUGACAAUGAAAAUACUCGUAUCAACUAUCUAAUGCAGAUGUUAAUGGUUUGGUCAGAAUUAGACUUAAACGCUGCAUCUUUCACAUAUUUUGAAGCUAUUGUCAUUUUCAUCACACUCUAAAUUAAGACAACUCAGCCCAGUGGGUGUCAGGAAACAUUUAAUUCAACUUUGAUGCAGCUGAAUGUCAAGAAAUCUCUGGUAUAUAGAAAACUUUAAUUUGGUAUUCAUUAAUUAAAACAGUUUUGAUGGAAACUUGCAUAGGUGUUUAGACUCGUUGCGAGUCAUUCUUGAAUACGCUAUUGCUCGUCUUAUCAUGGUUCAUAGCUGCAGAGGACAAGUAGAUUUAUAGUUUUCUGACCAUCCUUUACAAUGAAUGCAUUGUUUUGAUAUCCACAGACUCCCUCUGAAAUUGUAUAUGAUGUAAUGUUUCAGUGCAUCCCCUUUUAAACUAUGUGCCAGUAAACUUCCAUUUUCCUUUUUGUAUAAAACCCAAAAUGUCUUGUAGAUAUUGUUGCUCAAAUGUGUUCUAACUCAGAUGUUUGAUGCCAUGCUUGUAGUCCUGAGCCCCAGCAACUGAUGUAAGUUUUCUAA